Messenger RNA from Talaromyces atroroseus, 2568 nucleotides. RefSeq names its product Beta-glucosidase A. The transcript has 5 exons. Gene Ontology annotation, molecular function: beta-glucosidase activity. The record is from RefSeq and is a predicted model, not a curated record. Gene Ontology annotation, biological process: glucan catabolic process. Lineage: Eukaryota; Fungi; Ascomycota; Eurotiomycetes; Eurotiales; Trichocomaceae. The coding region runs from base 1 to 2568 and encodes 855 amino acids.
AUGAGAGACGCCUGGCUGGUUGCCCUAGCUGCGGGUGCUGCAGGAAUCGCCAAUGCCGAGUAUCACUCCCCUCCUUCAUACCCCUCGCCGUGGGCCAAUGGUGCUGGGGAAUGGGCUGAGGCCUACCAAAAGGCCGUCGCGUUUGUCUCGGAAUUGACAUUGCUGGAGAAGAUCAAUCUGACGACUGGUAUUGGGUGGGAAUCCGGACAAUGCGUGGGAAAUAGUGGAAGCAUUCCUAGGAAGAACUUCCGUAGUCUUUGCAUGCAAGACUCGCCGCUCGGUGUUCGCGACACUGAUUACAACACUGCGUUCCCCGGCGGUAUCAAUGUCGGCGCUACCUGGGAUGUCAAUCUUGCCUAUCUCCGGGGCAAAGCAAUGGGGGAAGAACAUCGUGGAAAAGGUGUUGACGUGCAACUCGGCCCUGUCGCCGGUCCAUUGGGACGGGUCCCUGAAGGAGGCCGCAACUGGGAAGGGUUUGCCCCCGAUCCCGUCCUUACGGGCCAGAUGAUGGCAUACACCAUCAAUGGAAUCCAAGACGCCGGUGUGAUUGCUUGCGCAAAACAUUUCAUUGGAUACGAACAAGAGCAUUUCCGCCAAGGUUCCCAGGAAAACUACACCAUCAGCGACUCUAUCAGCGAGAACAUUGACGACAAGACUAUGCAUGAGUUGUACUUGUGGCCGUUUGCCGAUGCGGUCAGGGCAGGCGUUGGCUCGGUUAUGUGCUCUUAUAACCAGAUUAACAACAGCUACGCCUGCUCCAACAGUUACACACUAAAUCACCUGCUUAAAGGAGAACUUGGCUUCCAAGGAUUCGUCAUGACUGACUGGAGUGGCCAGCACGCUGGUGUUGGCGAUACUCUUGCCGGUACCGAUAUGGAUAUGCCGGGAGAUGUAGCUUUCAACUCUGGAACUGGUUUUUGGGGCGCCAAUUUGACAAUUGCUGUGCUUAAUGGCACCGUUCCCGAGUGGCGUGUUGAUGACAUGGCAGUCCGUAUCAUGUCUGCUUUCUACAAGGUUGGCCGGGAUACCAACCAGGUUCCUAUCAACUUUGACUCCUGGACACUUGAUACCUACGGCAACGAAUACUACUACGCCGGUGAGGGUUACAAGCAGAUCAAUCAGCAUGUUGAUGUCCGCGCGAACCACGCCCAGGUCGUGCGCGAGAUUGGCAGCCGUAGUGCCGUCCUCCUUAAAAAUGUUAAUGCUGCCCUUCCAUUGACGGGCAGGGAGAAAUACGUUGCCAUCUUCGGAGAGGAUGCAGGCGCCAACAUUGACGGUGUCAAUAGCUGCUCUGACCGUGGCUGUGACAAUGGCACUCUGGCCAUGGGAUGGGGUAGUGGUAGCGACAACUUCCCUUACUUGGUCACCCCCGAACAGGCUAUCUCAGCUGAAGUGGUCAAGAAUGGAGGUGCCUUUACUGCUAUCACUGACAGCGGUGCCAUUGAUGAGGCUAAGACCAUUGCUAGUCAGGCUUCGACUUGCAUCGUAUUUGCCAACGCCGACUCCGGGGAAGGAUACAUUGAGGUCGACAACAAUUGGGGCGAUCGCAACAACUUGACAUUGUGGAAAAAUGGUGAAGCUAUGAUCGACGCCGUUGCCGGCGAAUGCAACAACACGAUUGUAGUCUUGCAUACCGUGGGACCUGUCCUCAUCGAAGACUGGGUGCACCAUCCCAACAUCACUGCUGUUUUGUGGAAUGGUAUACCUGGACAGGAGAGCGGCAACUCGCUUGUUGACGUUCUUUAUGGCACCGUGAACCCUGGAGGCAAGACCCCCUUCACAUGGGGCAAGAAGCGUUCAGACUGGGGCACAGAUAUUCUCUACGUUCCCAACGAAGGAGAAAGUGCUCCCCAGCAGAACUUUACGGAGGGUAUCUUUAUUGAUUACCGACAUUUUGACAAAGCCAACAUCACUCCCACCUACGAAUUCGGCUAUGGUCUCAGUUACAGCACCUUCUCAUUCUCAGAUCUUCAAGUCCAGACUAUACCUGCGCCCCCUUACGUACCGUUCAAUGGUACGACGAAGUCAGCGCCUGUGUUGGGCACUGUUCUGAAUGCCACGGCCUACCUAUUCCCUGACUACAUCAGGCGCAUUGAAGCCUUUAUAUACCCAUGGAUCACCUCUACGAACCUCAAAGCUGCCUCUGGUGAUCCGCACUACGGCUGGCCAACAUCCAAAUAUGUGCCCGCUGGCGCUCAAGACGGCUCAGCGCAGAAAAUCAACCCUGCUGGUGGUGGUCCAGGUGGUAACCCAGCUCUAUACGACACCGUCGCCAAAGUCACUGUUACUGUAAAGAACACAGGUGCCGUUGUCGGAGACGAGGUUCCUCAGCUCUACGUCUCCCUUGGCGGUCCUGAUGACGCACCCAAAGUACUUCGUGGAUUCACUCGUCUUACUUUGCAGCCUGGCGAGGAGACUCAGUGGAGUACUACCUUGACACGUCGAGAUGUGUCCAACUGGGACGUUGCCAAACAAAACUGGGUUGUCACCAACUACACCAAGACGGUCUACGUUGGCAACUCGUCGCGCAACUUGCCGCUUAGGUCUACACUCCUUUUGAAGCUGUAG